Aspergillus affinis is the source of this 987-nucleotide messenger RNA. RefSeq lists its product as uncharacterized. The coding region runs from base 1 to 987 and encodes 328 amino acids. Lineage: Eukaryota; Fungi; Ascomycota; Eurotiomycetes; Eurotiales; Aspergillaceae. The record is from RefSeq and is a predicted model, not a curated record. The transcript is spliced from 7 exons.
AUGGUGUCGAUUCACGCUCGAGCUAAAAUAUUCGAACAGUGCGAGAACGAACCUUGGCAGAGGGGCGAUUCGGAUUUGUAUGAUGCGUUGACGAAGCCAGUUCGCGAGUCUUCUACUCGGUUAAUUUUCACCUCCUCUAAACCACUCGAGAAAAAAAUACUCGAAAAAAGACGACUCGAAAGGCACAUCCCGAUCACAUUCCCCGAUGGAUUCAGCUCUAUAAUCAACGACGACCUUAACGGUUCGUUUUUCUGUGACUACAUUGCCUCCGACGAUGACGACGACCAGAUCAUUCGCCACGUAUCAUGGACGUGUUUCAAAGUCAAAAAGGUCCACAAACCAAACGAAUAUGAAUGGGUCCAGACCACAAUUCUAAUCGACUGGACGAUGGCCGACAAGCGCCAAACUGUUCUCGUGCUGAACCUCCCCGAGCAACAACAACUCCGGAUGCAGCACAAACUGCCGCAGAUCAAAGCCCGAAUCAAUCCGUUCCGUUGGCAUAUGGAGUUCUCAAGCACCCUCAUUACCCUAUACGAUGAUUCGAUUUGGUCUUUGCGAGAUCUGGUUCGAGGUAUAGAAAAGUCACGAGACGGAGAAAACCCUCCACCAAUCAAUUUCCCUCAUCUCCACGACACCGGCCGCCACAUCUUCCACUCCAAUGAGACGCUCGAGGUCGCUGAGAACACAAUCCAUAGUAUCAUCUCAGAACAGGCACGCUGGCGCGAAGAAUUUCCCGACUCGCGGCAGAAAGGGAGAGGGCCUCUUCGGCACCAACUUCUUCGACUUCGCGCCUGGAGACGACAGCGAUUGGAAAACAGCCAGCACGUUCUGGAUGUACUGGGCGGUGACGAUCCCGUUGACGCUGGUGACGGUGAUGAUCUGGGUAUUGUGGCAUUGGCGGGUGCAGUUGAAGGAUUACUGGCGGGUGCAGAGGGAGAAGUAUCAGGAACAGCGGAUGAGGAGGGUGGGAGGGGUGGUAGUGGCUAA